Molecule: messenger RNA, 4483 nt
Organism: Dermatophagoides farinae (American house dust mite)
Lineage: Eukaryota; Metazoa; Arthropoda; Arachnida; Sarcoptiformes; Pyroglyphidae
Source: RefSeq, a predicted model, not a curated record
AUAUUCUUCACCGCCACCAACAACAAUAACAAUAAAAGAUAUACAUACGGAUGAUGCGAAUGAUAUUUCCGCCGAUGUAAGAAUUUUUUUCUCUUGAAUCAUCUGGAGAAAUUAUCGCAUCAAUUUGAGGCCAAUGAUACUUUUUUAUUCAUUCAAAAAAAUUGAUUACAAAUAAUUUCGAAUACAGUGAUUGUGUUUUUUUUUUUUGAGUUGAAUCGAUAUUCCCCAUCAUCAUCGCGUGGAUCGUUGAUUAAUCACCAUAACACCAUAAAAUUAUGGAGAUAAUACAACGAUUCAAUGCAUCAUUAUCAUCAUUGUAUGAUGAUAAAUUACCAGUGUCAAAGGCUAAAAUAUCAGAAAUAACAAAGGCAGCAAUCACGGGUAUUCGUGUGUAUAAACACAUUGUACAAUCAGUGGAACGUUUUAUACAUAAAUGUCGACCUGAAUAUAAACUUCCAGCAUUAUAUGUAAUUGAUUCUAUUGUUCGACAUUCACAACAUGAAUUUCGUAAUUCUAAAGAACGUGAUGUAUAUGGACAACGGUUCAAUAGGAAUUUAGGACAAACAUUUCAGAAUCUAUUCUCGACGUGCCUUCCCGAGGAUAAGCCAAAAAUUGUACGGGUUCUGAAUUUAUGGCAAAAGAAUAAUGUAUUCUCGCCUGAUGUGAUACAACCAUUAUUGGAUUUAGCCAAUCCAAAUACUUCACUAUUACAGACUUCUAGCUCGACAAUUUCAAGUGAAACUACAAAUAUUCAUCAUCAUGAAUCAUCCAACACGUUCUUGGGACAGCAGAAACAGCAGCAACAUCAACAACAAACAUCAUCGACUACAUCGUCAUCAUCAUCAUCUCAUCAACAUCAUAGAUCGCACAAAAGAUUUUCUAAUAAUCUUGAUUUAGAUUUAUCACCAAAAACCAACGAUGGCAAUGAUUCACAAAAAAGUCAAAUGCUGCAGAACCAAGAUCAGAAUAAAGCAUCUUAUGAUCGAAUGUUUUCAGAAGCUUCAGCUGCAUUUCAUGCCGUUCGACAAUUGGCCAAUAAAUGCGAGAAUCAAAAUUCAACAAGUUCGAAUGCUGAUCAAGCUUUAGCAUCUCAACUUCAACAAUUGGCAUCCUGUUUGUCACAACUUCAACAAGAUCAUACUGUUAAAACACUAAAUAGUGUUGAUGGCUUAAACGAGACCAAUUUUGAUGUUGAUCCAGAACUGGAUUUGGAUGAUAAUGAUGAUGAUGAUGAUGAUGAUAUUUCGACGCCUACAGAAGCUGAACCGCCAUAUCCAAAACCAUCAAAAUUAUCAAAAAAGUUUAUUCCAAAUGAAAAAACAUUAAACACAUUUGCAGGUUUGAUGCAAAUCAUUCGCCAACAAUCUAUAAACAAAACAUCAGGUGAAGAAUCAAUUACAACAUCAACUGGUAACAAUGGUGAAAUUCAACAUCACUUCCAUCAUUAUCAUGACGAUGGCAAUUCAGCACAAGACACCAUAUUUCAGAAAUUUUUCAAAUCUUCUGCAGUUACAUCAGCUUCAGCAGUAGCAGCUCAAACGCAACAGCAGGCAGCAUCAAGUUCAAUGCUACUACCGAAUCAUGUCAAUUUACAAUCAUCUAGCUCAGAUUUAUUAAAUUCGUAUCAUUGCCAAAAUCAAGGUGAUCAUACUGAAUCCCUAACAGAAAGUUCAGCGCAGCUUAAUGAAAAUCAACAACCAUUGGCGACAAAUUCAUUAAACAAUGAAUUUCAACAGUCGUCAUCAAAACUUCGUUCAUCAUUUCGAUCAUCUCGAUCACCAUCGAAUGAUCGAAACCAUGGUAGGGAUCGUCACCAUAGGGAUCGUGAUCGUCAUCGUUCAUCACGGUAUCGUCGGUCAUCAUCUCGAGAUGAUCAAGACCGUAGUGAAAGGCGUCGUUCACGUGAACGAAGUCGUUCAUCAAAUCACCGUAGAUCACGUUCCCGUAGUUCAAGCCGCUCACGUGAUCGUUCCGAUCAGAAUAUUGAACGCGAACGUGAAGAACGAGAACGACAACGAGAGAAACGUCGUAAAGGCUAUCCACCAUGUCGAAAAGAUCGAAUGACCAUUUGUAGUACGACUUUAUGGAUCGGUCACCUUCCUAAGCGAACUACAUCCGAAAGCGAACUUAAUGAUCUAUUUGGUGAAUUUGGCGUUAUUCAAAGUAUCGAUUUGAUUCAUUCACGAGGAUGUGCAUUUGUUUGCAUGGAUCGGCGCCAGGAUGCUUACAAAGCAUUUGCCAAGAUUAAAUCGCAAUCAAAAAUUUUAAAUUCAAAUCAAGUCAAAAUUACCUGGGCACCUGGCAAAGGGAUCAAAAACAAAGAAUAUAAAGACUAUUGGGAAUCCGAUAUCGGCUCUUCAUUUAUACCACAUAAAAUAUUGCUAGAGCAAGAAGAUAUUGAUUUAGACCAAUUGGAAGAAGGUGGCAUGAUUGAUGAAGAUUCUAUACCGGAACAAUUAAAAGAACUGCGCCGACUUAAACGUCAAGAGAAAAAAGAAAAAGAACUUUUCAUUAAACAACAGCAACAAAUAGCCGCUGUAGCUCCAACUAUGGUUACAGGUGCUGUUGCAGUUAAUUCUUUGAUUCCUUACCCUGCCGGAUAUGUUGCCGCGCCGCCACCACCACCACCACCAAUACCGUUAUUAACAGCUCCCACUUCAACAUCUUUCAAAACAAAUCCUCACCCAUCUCCGAUUUCUUUUAAUAAUUCUCAUCAUCAAAUUCCGAUACCAGUGCCGCCACCACCACCAGCGACUGCACUAUUAGGAUUGUCGGGCUCUUUUCCGCCAAAUGUUCCACCACCGCCGCCGCCACCACCACCACCAUCGUCAUUAGGUCACCCUAAUCUAUUACCGCCAACGAAUCCGGUACAUGUUACAGGAAAUGGGGCUCAACCACCGAAUUUUCCUUGUGUCAAUCCUUGGGCUCCGAGAAAUUCUUAUCCGCUACCGGUUCCAAGACCACCAGGUGUAUUAUCAAGUUUAAAUCAUGUUCCACCACCAUCAUUACCAUUGAAUUUAAAUCAAUCAACAGUCAAACCGCCAAUUCUUGAAAAUAAAUUUGAAAAUUCUUUCAAUCAACAAACAAAUAUAGAACCUCAAAAUUCCAAAAUUGAAAAUAAUGAUAAUACCCAUAAUUUUCACGAAAUCGAGAAUACUGCUGUAAAAAAUUCAAAUAAUGAUAAUGAAAAUAGUGAUGGUGAUCAUAUCAAUGAUUCUCAGGAUACGCCAAACGAUAAUAUUUCGAAUCAUUCAUUCGGUUCCGAUAAUAUAAACAACAACAAUAACCACAUAAAUCAUCAACAAAAUCGCGACGUCCAUGCAAGAAAUUUCAAUUCACAGAGAUUCAAUUCUCCUAUUACAAAUGAUCAAUUUCAUCCAUUUUCUAUGCUUCCUGAAGGACACAGAUAUUCACAUCCACCUUCACCUAUUCGUAUUUCCGGUCCUAUUAUAGAAGCCCCUCUCAUGAUGAACAAUCAUCGAUUUCCAUCUUCUCCUCCACUUAUGUUAAAAAAUAGAGAUUAUCCACAAAAUCAUCCACCGCCACCGCCACUUACGCAUCAUCAACCUCCAAUUUUGGGAGGUGCACUACAUCCUCGAUUUUUACCACCAUCUCCUCAUUAUGGAAAUCGUUAUCCACCUCCUGGUGGUCCACCAAUGUUUGACAGUCCCCCUAUGAGUCUUCAUCAUCCGCCACCAGUUCAAGGACCACGAUUCAAUAAUGGACCGCGUGGACCGUUUCCACCAAUCAAUCAUCAUUAUCCACAUCAUAGAGGACCACCACCACCUUCGAAUUUCUGUUCUGGUCCACCGAUUCCUCCACCGCGAAUGCCUCCAAUGCAUCAAGGACCUCGAGAAUUCUGGCAUCCAGCCGAUGGACCGAUGAUGCCUCCAUAUCCAUCGAACAAUAAUCAACGGCAUCGAAAUUUUAGAAACAAUAAUAAUUCUAGGUUUCAGCAAAGAAAUCAGAAUAUCCAACAAUCAAAAAAUAAUCGAAAUCAUAAUCAGAAUAACAACAACAACAAUAAUAAUAAUACGAAUAAUAAUGGUUAUGAUGUGGCAUCACAAUUGACAGCAAAAAUUGAAAAAAUUGAUACGAUAAUUGAUCAAUCCAAUAUCGAACCAACGAAGACAACGGAUUCGGAUUCUAAUACUGUGAUUGAAUCCUCAUCGACCGCGAUCGAAUCAUCGUAAUAUUCAUUGUGAUAAUCGUAAUUUAUUUCAUUUCGACGCAAUUUUUCGUUUCUAUUUAUGAUUUAUUUUUAUUUCAUUAUCAGCAAUUUUAUUGCAUCUUGCAUUUUUCCCAAAAAAUACGCAUACACUAAUGACUAUCAUCAUCAUCAUCAUCUUCUUCAUUUUGGCCAUAUUCAGCAUGACAGAAUCGGUUCUAAUCAUUUACAUCUACUUUAAACUUGCCAUUAUCAACAAAGUUAUUGAAUUUUUUUUUCAUUACGACAUAUUGGUCAUAAUUAAUUUUUUCAAUU